UCCUCUGCUGUCGCUCUGACACAGACGCAGACACUCACACAGAGGGAGGAAGAUAACUCUGUGAUUCCACUGCUGAAUUUUUAAAGCUGUUGUGGAACUCUUUUUUUCCAGGCGGGUUACUGUGGCACCGGGGUACUGUUACACGGACGGAGGCAGACACAGAGACAGGGUUCAGUUCAGCUCUGUUGUUUACAGAGGCUGGACAGAAACAAACCCGGGCAGUUCAUGGUGUGUGCGGCUCAUCUGGUCCUGAUGUCCUUACCGUAAAAAAAACAUGACCCUCAACACUCAGAGAGAGAAGCAGCCCCUGCGGCGGCGAGGCAGCACCCCGAUCCCUCCAACUCACUUCCAUCGGCAACCGUCCUGGACCCGAGACCACCAACUCACCGGCAGCACCAAGCACGACCCUGAUCAGCCCCACCCCCAGCGCAGUCACCCUCCCCUUGGACAAUCUGCGUCCUACCACCCUGGAGACAAGUCCCUCCACUACCUCGCCGAGUGGAGCUCAGACUCGGAAGACGACUCGCUGAGCGACUCGGACUGUGUUUACAGAGUGGUGUUGUUAGGCGACCACGGUGUCGGAAAGACGAGCCUCGCAGGGAUCUUCGCUGGUGUCACAGAGAAAGAGGAACAACCUGGAGAGGAAACAUACAAGCGGACGUUGACAGUAGAUGGAGAGGAAACCACCCUAAUCGUCAUGGACAACUGGGUGAACGACAGACUGGAGGGAGAGGACGCCUCCUGUCAGGACAACUGUCUGAAAGUUGGGAGUGCGUACGUCAUUGUUUAUUCCGUCACUGACCGAACCAGCUUCGAUUCGGCCUCUGAGCUCCGCAUCACGCUUCGACGAGCUCGCCAGGCUGAAAACCUUCCUAUCAUCCUCGUGGGCAACAAGAGUGACUUGGUGCGAUCCAGGGAAGUUGCUAUUGAAGAGGGCCGAGCGUGUGCCGUGGUGUUUGACUGUAAGUUCAUUGAGACGUCGGCGUCUUUGCAGCACAACGUCUCAGAGCUCUUUGAGGGUGUGGUCCGACAGAUCCGUCUCCGUCGGGACGGCAGCGAGGCCAUCCAGCGCAGACGCUCCGUCUACAAACGCAAAGAGAGUCUAACGCAGAAGGCUCGGCGCUUCCUGGAUCGACUCGUAGCGAGAAACAACCAACGCAUGGCGGCCAAAGUGCGGUCAAAGAGCUGCCACGACCUGGCCGUCCUCUGAGGACACCAGGAGCGACACGUUGGAGUUCUUUCUGGUCAUGAUCUCGUGGACGAUGCUUUCUGAGGUUUUUCUCUCGCUGAGAAAAUGGACAACUAACGUUUUUAGCUGUAAAAGGAGUUAGCCAACAGCAUCACUGCGACGGUGUGUACAACUUCCUUUUUGACCAUUUGGUCGACAAACUUCUGUGACUUUUUCUAAAGAUGAAAAACUACAAACUCACUGAAAGAAUCAUCACUGUACAUUUAACGGUGCAACAAGUGUUCAGUAUGUGUGUGUGUGUGUGUGUGUGUGUUUGUAAAGACCUGACUGUUCAGGUUGUCAUGUACUUUUUUCCAAGUUUUCUACCGUUCUCAGUUCAGCAUUGUACAAAAUAAAGUCUUAAAGGAA
Messenger RNA from Labrus mixtus (cuckoo wrasse), 1597 nucleotides. It is a transcript of the gene rem1, whose product is annotated as RAS (RAD and GEM)-like GTP-binding 1. Gene Ontology annotation, cellular component: plasma membrane. Gene Ontology annotation, molecular function: GTPase activity; GTP binding; calcium channel regulator activity. The coding region runs from base 275 to 1210 and encodes 311 amino acids. NCBI's taxonomy places the organism in Eukaryota, Metazoa, Chordata, Actinopteri, Labriformes, Labridae. Gene Ontology annotation, biological process: negative regulation of high voltage-gated calcium channel activity. The record is from RefSeq and is a predicted model, not a curated record. The transcript has 5 exons.